This is a messenger RNA of Rhinichthys klamathensis goyatoka, 3562 nucleotides long. RefSeq lists its product as uncharacterized. The transcript is spliced from 9 exons. NCBI's taxonomy places the organism in Eukaryota, Metazoa, Chordata, Actinopteri, Cypriniformes, Leuciscidae. The record is from RefSeq and is a predicted model, not a curated record. Bases 810 to 3557 code for a protein of 915 amino acids.
AAUCCCAUAAAGCCAUGUCGGAUGCUGACUGGAUUUCAAGGCUAAAAAAGUUUGCCAGCACAGGAGUUUGGCCAUCAAAUGAGGGUAACAGGCCAGCUCCUCGACAGAAAAAGUGGCAUGACGUGUAUCAAAAGGUGAGUGUGCUUUUGUCACCUUUGCAUGGCAGUAAGGAAUAAAAAUGACAUUUGAAUGUAAAAAUGACAUUUUAAUGACAAAUUCAAUUCGUACCACUGUAGUUGAGGUCAAUAAAAACAUUCAUGACAAAGUUAUAAUGGCCUCAUGACCAACCACAUAACAGUUUAAUGUAAUGUUAACCUAUAAAGCUAAGUGGUUUCUUAAGUUUGAUAAUUAAUCUGCUAUGUCAUGUUUAUGACAUAUUAUGUUAUCUUGGUAUUGUCAAGUUGUUAUGACACUGACCAGUUAUGAUGUAUUGGUUAAUGUCAAGUUGUCAUAACAAAGACAUCUCAAACAAUGUCAUAUUUGCAUUAAAAAUGUCAUAAUUGACCGAAUGACACUUAAUGGCAGUUGUCAUAAACAUGCAUAAAACCUCCUUCAUAUUCAUGAUUAUGAGGGUGUCAUGUCAGUCUUAUGCACACCCCUUCAAGUAAAGUGUUACCGUGUGAAAUGUUCCUCACUCUUUCUCUCUAAUUUUACAGUUUGUAUCUCCCCUUCAAAGAACAUGAAUAAAAAUAAAUAUGACACACGUCAUGGAAAAUGACAGUAGAUUAGUUUGCCAUUCCGGUUUAGUUGAAAUGCAUGUAUUGUGUAUAUGACAUGUGUCAUAAUGUUUACAGAUUGAAAAAUGUCCGAUGCAGUCUCGCGGCCAGACGACCUUGUUCAGAGAGGUCCCAAAGUGCACGUGUGGUUUUCACACUCAAAAGGCCACAGUCUCUACUGGACAAGCACCAAUGGUUGUGGAGCAACAGUCUGCCGCUACUGGACCAGCACAGGAGGUCAUGGAGCAGAGUCAACCUCAGCCUCGACUCCAGCCCCAGCCACGGCCUACUGCAUCUGUGACAUCUAGGAUAAUACCAAGUUUGUCAAUGUUUACCAAGCCAAGAUUUGGUGGGUCCCACAUUUCUGCCGCAAAGCCAAAUCUAAGUGUGUCUAGGAGACCAUCUCAGGUUGAUGACCAACCCAGCACAGCAGUGUCCAGUGCCCCUACACCAAGCACCACUGUCUCUACACAAGAUCCUGGAGUUCCAGCCUCUGUCCCCAGAACCACUGCAGAUGUGACCAGUCCUGAGUCUUGGGGUAUUGUCUCGACUGCUCCUUCCGGGGCGUCAUUGCAAGCUCCAUCUGCAGUUCGACUGCAUCGUUUGUGGUCGGAGACCUUGCCGCCAGAGGACCACAGGUGGAUUGCCAGCAGGCUUUUUAAAAUGGGGCCCAAGGGAAAACCAGAGCUUCGAGACAACCUACAGCUCUGGUAUUACCCACCACAGCCAGCACUUAUUUAUAACCAGGCUCCAGCUCCAGACAGAUUUUUUUGUCAUGCUCUGUUGCUGUGGAUGCCGUACAAGCUGUGGAAGAUCAAGGCUGUCUGUCCCAAUUCUGCUUGCGGGCAGCAUCAGCUAACAGGAGGCGGUCUGCACAAAAGGGCACGGCAGGUUCUGGACAUCGAUAGGAUGUACAACAUGGUCACAGAAACCCUCAUCUGUACCAAAUGUAAAGCCUCGCAUGUGUCCUGGAGUCAGACUGUCCUGCAACAGCUGGAUCUGGGUCAUCGCUCUGAAUUUCGGGUCAUCCUCACGCGGAAGUAUGCCUGUGAUAUGAGAGUCAUUCGGCUCCUGCGUGAGCGUGGCCUAGGCAACAGUCCCACGCGGGUCAUCAAACAGCUGCGUGAGAACCACAGCGAGGAGUGGCUCCAGCGUAUGGCCCGGUACACCACCCAAUGUGUGGACUUCCUCAAACGACCCGGGGUGUUGCAAAUACCAUUCCAGGAACCCCCAGAGCCUACAGUGGUGCCAAGCUGCAAGUGGCUGCUCACCGUGUACAGCCAAGACAUCCUGACAAGACUGGAUGAAAUCCAUGCAAGGAUAACAUCCACAUAUGGUUCAGUCUUGAAGAUGGAUUCCACUAAAAAGAUCACUAAGAAGCUGGCUGGGACGGCAAGGGGAACGGGACUCUGGCUUACCUCUGUUGGCAAUGAGUUUGGUCAGGUGCUCAUGAGUGUGCUGACAGCACAGGAAGGAGCAGGACUGGACAUGAUGGUCGAUGGUCUGGUGAAAAGGUACCAGCAGGCUAGUGUGGAUCCACCUGCUGUUUUGUAUGUGGACUGUGGCUGCUGCACUGAUGUGGGUGAGACCAAGCUGAAAACCAGAUUCAGAGGUUGGCCUGAUCUCAUGAUUCGCUUGGACAUCUGGCAUUUUAUGCGCAGGAUUGCCGUGGGGUGUACAACUGAUGCCCAUCAGCUGUAUCCCAUCUUCAUGUCACGGCUGUCAGCGUGCAUUUUUGAGUGGGAUGCGGCUGAUGUUUCUAUGCUUCGCAAAGCAAAGAGAGAGCUGUUGAUAUCCCAGGGUUGGCCUGCGCUGACAGAUGAAGAUGUCAACAAGCAUCUUACCAGGUAUGAGCUGGCACUCCAUUGCCGGAGGAGGACCUGUGGAGAGGAGACUACCAUCCUUCUCCUUGAGCGGCUGCUCACAGAGCUCCUGAGCAGCAAGGGCAAAGACUCCCUGGGUGUUCCUCUCCUGGACCGAGAAAGGAUGGAGCACAUCUGGAAUGUCCAGAAGAAGCAUGUGAAAUGCAUUCAAGACCCCCCUGGUGUUGUGCUCUAUACAGAGACAGGGAGUCUAAACAAGGGAGGCGUUCUUCUGAAGACCUACAGAUGUGCCAGAGGCUCCACUUCUCUCGAGUCCUUUCAUUUACACCUGAACCGUUUCAUCCCAGGGACCAGUGCAAACAGUCUGAACUUUCAGAUUUAUCUGCUGGAGGGUCUACACCGGUGGAACCAGGACCGGGAGGCUGCUUCCCUGUCAUCGGAGCCAUCAGCUUUGCGCAGCUACACAGGAGAACUUGUUCACUGUGUAAACGGCAAUUAUGAAAAGCUGUUUGGCAGGAAAGUGGUCCCCACGUUUUGUCCCCCUGCAUGUUACACCGGUGAGCUCAUUGGAGUGCAGUAUCUGUUCCAGCAGACUGGUCAGGCACUGCAGGACAUGAAUCCAGACUCUGAGCAGACAGCAGAGCUCAUUGAGGACCUCAGUGUGGAGGAGCGAGAUGAAGAUGAGGGCUUCUGUGACAUCAGCGAGGAUCACACAAUAGCAGAUCCGGAGGCUGUUCUGUCACCACCCUCUUCCACACUGACACUGGGUUCUUCCACCCUGGUCACCAGCAGUGCCACACCUGUACUGGGCUCCACAUCCCCUUCACUGGUCCCUGACCCCAAACUUGUCCUCACACAGUCUCCUUCAUCACCUGGACCCUCAGGGACUGCCGUCACACCUGUUCCCUCUGAAACAUCUGUUUCAACUCUCCCCUCAGAUCCAGAGGAUGCUGGUCAGGAUGAUGAUGAAGAAGAGACGGUAAAUACCAGUCCUUUGCAUGUCUUUCAAAUUAACUAGAAUAA